ACAUUUCAUUUUUUUAGAAUUUCCACAUUUUGUCCUAGAGACUUUGUUAAGGUGGUUAAAUAUUAGAGAGACGUUACACACUAGACAGAGUGAAACGUAAUUGUCUUCGGAUUUAUCUGGAUAGAUAACGUUGGUAGGAUAUUUUUCCCCACAUUAAACUGGUUGAUUUUAAAUAAGUCACACUUUCCAUUGCAUAUACCCUAUUGAAAUAGACAAGUUGAUAUCCGUAUUAAGUCUAAUGAACACGCCAAAAUCCACCGACAUUUCGGCUGGCGGCAAAUUCCAUGUUAGUGGUCAACGAUCUACAAGACGUACUAGCUCACUUUCUUCGCUGUCUAAUGAUACAGAAGAUGAACUGAAGAUUGAUUCUAGCCCCGAGUCUUUCAAAGAAGAAAAGCAUCAAAAGCCAUCACCUACUAAUCAAAAACUAUUGUCUGAGUUACAAACCAUUAAAAUUGAUCGGUCAAAAUAUCAUCAUUAUGGGCAUGGCUCUCUGAUGACCUCAAAGUCCUUGGAGAAAAUCAUUCAAGAAGCAAAGGAUAGAGAUGAAAAGGAUAAAGAACAAGCAUUAGACAAAGGGUUAAAAAUAGAAACUGAGAACCUACCAGUGCCAGCAUCUCAAGACCUUGAGAAUAAAUCAAAUACCACCACGCCAAUUGAGAAAUAUAUCGCAGACAUAUUAAAUGUAGAUGUGGAUAGUAUGGGGAAAUAUUCCACUGAAACAAUUAAUGAGAUUAUAAAGCUUAAAACUGAACAAGAGGUCACUAAACGUGAGUUGAUUAAAAAUGAGUUGGCAGGUACAACCAUGGAGUUAUUAAAAUUAGCUAAAUCGCUCAAUCUUUCACCAGAAAUCAUACCAUUUAUAUUCUUAAGUGAUACUAAAACUGAAGAACUUCGUGAGAAAUUAUACAAGCUUCUGAGUGAAACAGAACUUGUAGUAAAGAGAAUUACUGAAGAAGCAGCCGCUUCAGAGGGUAGAAAGAGGAAAAUCAGUUCGUCAAUAUUACCUUCAUUUUCUGAAACAGAAGAAAACAUAAAACGAACUACCCGUCCUGCAUCACCAGUGAGAUCUCCUACUCGUCUGCCGUCUUUACUUGUACAUAGAAGAGUGCGGUCCGAUACAAGCGAAAAGGAUGCCUCUCCACUUAUGACCAAUCCCAAGCCAGUUUUAUUGCCGUUACCACUUACGAGUUAUCAAAGCCUGCCACCACAAUACCCAUUGUACUAUAAUGUUAGUCCUCCAGGAACUGAAUCCAAAUUCCUUGGAUCCCCUUAUACCCAGAAACAACCACAACACUUACCAUCACAGCCAGUGGUUGUACAACAGCCUCCACUUCAACUGCAACCUUUACAAAUUGUAUCGCAACUGCUGCCACCUCAAAACUCCAAGCAAUUAAAUCAGCUGCCACCACAACAAGCUUUACAACUGUCUCCACAGAGAUAUUUAUUCACUCGUCAACAGCAGCAAUUACAACCACCGUUACAACAGCAACAGCAACAACCACAACAGCUGCAACAGUAUGGAGGAGCAUAUGUUCCUCAGAAAUCACCAUAUCAAUACUACGCUACUACAACCCCGCCAAAGGGAGGAGUUCAGUAUUUAAUUCCCCCAGUACCGUCUAUUGGUGCACCACUUGUAGGGGCACCAAUAGCACCUCCAUCAACAACUUCAACUGAAUCUGAAAAGAGUAAAGUACCAGGGGGUGGGAGCAUUUUAAGAUUCGAUAAGGAAGAGACUGAGGAACCACCAACAAAGAAGCUGAAGCAAACUUCAAAAUCAUCAAAUAUUAAUUUCAUGAUCACAACCCCAGAAAACCCACCGGCAAAGAAGUAUAAUAACUCACGACAAUAGAUGUAUAAUUUUUUGCAGCCAUAUAUACCAACCAAGAAAAUCUAUGUAGAUAUGUGUAGCCAUCCUCGUUUAUAAAUUCGUUGGAUAUUCACUUUGUUUUACUUCUAUGCACACAACGGUG
This is a messenger RNA of [Candida] anglica, 1973 nucleotides long. NCBI's taxonomy places the organism in Eukaryota, Fungi, Ascomycota, Pichiomycetes, Serinales, Debaryomycetaceae. The record is from the annotation of a GenBank genome assembly.